Molecule: messenger RNA, 501 nt
Organism: Parnassius mnemosyne (clouded apollo)
Lineage: Eukaryota; Metazoa; Arthropoda; Insecta; Lepidoptera; Papilionidae
Source: the annotation of a GenBank genome assembly
AUGACGGAAAAUGAACAGAAACAAAGGCAAUGCCAGAAGUGUAUUGUGGAGCACGAAGCAUUAAGAAUAAGUUUAAAUGACGAAUUUCACAAUAUCAUCGUGGUUGUUUUAGCAGUUGUUGCUUGCGUAUAUGGACGACUAUAUACAUAUCUGCAUCCAGUAGACUUUCAAGUCGAAGAAGCACAGAGCCUAUUCCACUCGCAACCCCAACAUAACUUCGAUCACCAUCAUAUAUCUGAAGAUGAACACGUCGAUUAUUACGCGUAUCCCAAGUAUGCGUUUGAAUAUGGAGUUAAUGAUUUUCACACCGGCGACAUCAAGACACAUCAUGAAACCCGUGACGGUGAUGUUGUAAAAGGUCAAUACACUGUGGUGGAACCUGACGGCUCAAUUAGAACCGUGGACUACACCGCUGACAAGCAUAACGGUUUCAAUGCAGUGGUUCAUAAGACUGCUCCCAUAACACCCCAAGAAGCUCACAUUAAAUUUUCUGGACAUUAG